GAAUUCCGGGACCCCGGUCGGAGGAGCUCCCGGCUACAAGGGGGAGGUCCCAGGCCCCAGAGGUGGGGCUCCCGGGUCCCGGCGAGAGAAGCGGCCCCAGGACCAGGGCGAGAGUCCUGGGUCCGAACGGAUCUCACCUGCCCGUCCGGUCUCCGCGCUCUCUGUCGGUGCCGGGAAGGUCAGCAGGGCAGUGAGUGUCGAAGCCGACCGCGGCCUGGGGUGAGGAAACCCAGCCUCUGAAGGCCAGCGUGCCUUGGCGAUCUCGGUGCUGGUGGAACAGGAAAGCCAGAGAUGGACCUUGUGAGACUUUCCCGGCUCUUCUGCAGCCCCUGCCCUGUGGGACUGUCCAUCCUGCAACACCUCAACCCUCUUGGAGCCCGAUGGGCAGGAGGCAGGGAGCAGCUUGCUAUGUGGCAGACCUGGCAGGUGUCAGCCUGCAGUAGUUUUUCUUGUCGGCUGCCACUAGGUCAGAGGAGCCAGAAGAAUUUGAGGAGCCUGCCUUCUGACCCGAGCCAGCCCAGCCCUGUGGCCCCUCAGGAGGAAGAGGAGGAGGAAGGCUUUGGAACCCUCUCCAACAAGUAUUCUUCCCGGAAGUUAUUCCACAAAUCAACAGCCCAGUUGUAUAACCUGCGGCUCGGGGAACAGAGUGAUGAGGAAGAGGAACUGGAGCCAAAAUUGUGGCGGGGCCGGAGGAACACCCCGUACUGGUACUUCUUUCAGUGUAAACGCCUGAUCAAGGAAGGAAAGCUGGCCGAGGCUCUGGACCUGUUUGAGAGGCAGAUGCUGAAAGAGGAACGACUGCAGCCCCUUGAGUGCAACUACACCGUGCUGAUUGGAGGCUGCGGGCGAGCCGGCUACCUGAAGAAGGCCUUCCGGCUCUAUAAUGAUAUGAAAAAACGAGACCUGGAGCCUUCCGAUGCCACGUACACAGCCCUGUUCAAUGUCUGUGCUGAGUCCCCCUGGAAGGACUCAGCUCUGCAGACUGCCCUGAAGCUCCAGCAGCAGCUCCGGGCCAAAAAUUUCCAGCUCAAUCUGAAAACAUACCACGCCCUGUUGAAGGUGGCUGCCAAGUGUGCAGACCUGAGGAUGUGCCUCGAUGUAUUAAAGGAGAUCGUCCACAAGGGCCAUGUGCUCACAGAGGAGACCUUCAAUUUCCUGCUUAUGGGCUGCAUCCAAGACAAAACGACCGGCUUCCGAUAUGCUCUGCAGGUGUGGAGACAGAUGCUGAGUCUGGGGCUCGAGCCAAAUCGGCACAGCUAUAACCUGCUGUUGGGGGCUGCUCGAGAUUGUGGCCUGGGGGACCCAGAGGUGGCCUCCAGGCUGCUCUUGAAGCCCAGAGAGGAGAUGGUCCUGAUCCAGUCCCCCACAGGCAAGCAGCGCGCAGGGAGGAGAGACAGGCCCAGGGCAGAUGGUGGCAUGUCAGCCAGACUGCACACGGAGGCCCUGGAGAGGCAGCUCUUCAUGGAACUUUCACCAUCACUGGAGGCCCCUCCAGAACCUUCAGAGGCCACAGUGCCUGGCAAGGCCCAGCCUGAGAUGGGAACCAAGGCAGAGCCCAGCCACACUGCAGCCCUUGCCCCAGGGAGCCUAAAGUCACCUCCCUUGGAGCUGGUGGAGGUCAACCUCCUGGCCCUCGGGGCUGUCUCUCCAGCUGUGGUCUCACUUGGGACAGUGACCACCCCUGCUGACAGGCUGGUCUUGAUGGGGGGUCUGGAGGGCUUCCUAGGCAAGAUGGCAGAGCACGGGCUACAGCCCGACAUUAAGACCCUCACACUACUGGCCGAGAUGGUGGAGCCUGGCAGCCCUGCGGAGUCCUCGCUGCUGAGUGUCCUGGACAGGCACAAGGUGGAGGCUGACGUGACGUUCUUCAACACCCUGAUGAGGAAGAAGAGCAGGCUGGGGGACCUGGAGGGGGCAAAGGCACUGUUGCCAGUCCUGGCGAAGAGGGGACUCAUCCCCAAUCUGCAGACGUUCUGCAACCUGGCCAUUGGGUGCCACAGGCCUGGAGAUGGUCUGCAGCUGCUUGCAGACAUGAAGAAAUCCCACAUGACCCCAAACGUCCACAUAUACAGCACCCUCAUCAAUGCAGCCCUCAAGAAGCUGGACUAUACGUAUCUCAUCGGCAUCCUGAGGGACAUGAAGCAGAGCAGAGUCCCAGUGAAUGAAGUGGUCAUCCGCCAGCUGGAGUUUGCAGCCAAGUACCCACCCACCUUUGACCGGUACCAAGGGAAGAAUACCUACUUGGAGAAGAUUGACGGUUUCCGAGCUUAUUAUAAGCAGUGGCUGAAAGCAAUGCCAGCAGAGGAAACCCCCCACCCUUGGCAGGUGUUCCAGACCAAACCCAAAGGAGGCCAGGACACCGUCAGAGACACUGGUGUCGACAGAGGCCUUGGGGGCAGGUGAUGGGGCACAUGGCGAGAACAGUGUGUGGACCUUUCAGUGCCUGGGGAGCCGCAUGCUGCAGGUGUUAGUUUAGAGGACGGAUGCCAGGCCCAGGCUGCCCAAGUCCACAGCAGGUCCUACAGCAGCUCCAGUCACCUCAGCUCACCCUCGCCUGAGAGGUCACCUGUGUACCGGUCCCGGGCCUGGCACUCUUCCAGGUUCCAUUGCCUGCUGCCCUGAAAGACUAACAGAGGACUCGAGAGCUUUAAAGGUUUUAUUGUUACAAAUCACAGCUGGUGAACACCAGCCCUUCACCCGAAGAGACCACACUCCAACGUGGGCCCAGAGUGCUGGUCCAACAAGAGUUGCUCCCAGGAAUGGGGUGGCACAGCAGGAACCCGCAAGGUCCAAAGUCCAGGAUGGAGAGGGCUCGGAGCCAGAUGGCCUCAGCCAGAGCAGCCCCGGCAGCCGCAGUGUGUACACUCGAUGAUGCGACCCUGCAAAAGAGGACAGCUGCCCGUGAGACACCACACCCAGCCACGACCACACCCCUGCAGCCACCACACUAACCCUGAGCAGGGUGCCAACGGGACUUCCUGCAGAACACUUCUCAGAACCCUUCAUGGGCAGUACCGGACAAGGGGAUUUGAGUUUCCUCACGAAAAGGAAACAAGCUAGGUGUGGUGGCACAUACCUGUAAUCCCAGCACUUGGGAGGUUGAGACAGGAGGAUCACUUUGAAUUUUAGGCCAGCCUAGGCUACAUAGUGAGUUUAAGUCCAGUCUGAACUACAACAUCUUGUAUCCAAAAAAAAAAAAGGGAAGUGACUAUCAACACUGAUGUUACAUCUUUAUGUGCAUUUAAUUCAUGCCAAUUCAACAUACAUUCUUGCUCAGAACAAA
Molecule: messenger RNA, 3283 nt
Organism: Heterocephalus glaber (naked mole-rat)
Lineage: Eukaryota; Metazoa; Chordata; Mammalia; Rodentia; Bathyergidae
Product: ATP synthase F(0) complex subunit f, mitochondrial
Biological process (GO): proton motive force-driven mitochondrial ATP synthesis; tRNA 3'-end processing
Cellular component (GO): proton-transporting ATP synthase complex; mitochondrial matrix
Molecular function (GO): tRNA binding; proton-transporting ATP synthase activity, rotational mechanism; protein binding
Source: RefSeq, a predicted model, not a curated record